GGUGACCCACAGUGACUCGGCCGCCGCGCCGGGGGGUGGGGGGGGCUGUGCGGAACUCUUUUCUUUCAGACUGACCGCGGGGCAGCUUGGAGCAUGUCGACCCCGGCCAGAAGGAGGCUCAUGCGGGAUUUCAAGCGGUUGCAAGAGGACCCACCUGUGGGUGUUAGUGGCGCACCAUCUGAAAACAACAUCAUGCAGUGGAACGCAGUUAUAUUUGGACCAGAAGGGACACCUUUUGAAGAUGGUACUUUUAAACUAGUAAUAGAAUUUUCUGAAGAAUAUCCAAAUAAACCACCAACUGUUAGGUUUUUAUCCAAAAUGUUUCAUCCAAAUGUGUAUGCUGAUGGUAGCAUAUGUUUAGAUAUCCUUCAGAACCGAUGGAGUCCAACAUAUGAUGUAUCUUCUAUCUUAACAUCAAUUCAGUCUCUCCUGGAUGAACCAAAUCCAAACAGUCCAGCCAACAGCCAGGCAGCACAGCUUUAUCAGGAAAACAAACGAGAAUAUGAGAAAAGAGUUUCGGCAAUUGUUGAACAAAGCUGGAAUGAUUCAUAAUAGACAACUGGUCUGUUAAUCUUUUUCAUCAUUGUUGUGUAUAAUUUACCUCUCAGUAGAAAGGCUAACAAAUUUUAAGUGCCACAGGUUUUAAGGAUUCUGCAAAAAAAAAAAAAAAGUCCUUCAGUUUAGAACCUACAAAAGCUUGUGUAUCUUGAUUAAUGUACUUUUUAUUGCAUGGUGUGAACUAAGUUAUUGCUACAUAAAUUUGUAAUAUAUCCUGUUUGUAUUUUUUUCCAAGUGUAUAAUGUUGGUGUGGAGUUUUCAUGACAGAAUAUACACAUUUUGUAAAUCUGUACUUUUUUCAAAUAUUGAAUGCCUUAUUUUUGAAUUCUUUAGAUUUUUAAAUUGGAGAAAAGCACUUAAAGUUUUUUAUAUAUGAAUAUUACAUGUAAAGCUGUUAAAAUACAUAACUUCAGUGCAAGAGACUUUGUCACUUAUUUCCUUAUCUGUGUAGGAUGGGUUAAUAAGUCUCUAGCUCUCCACAAUUGAUAGUUUCAUUUCCAAGUUCAAGAGAACAGAUUUAUAUUUUAUCAAGAAAUUCUUCAAAUUUGAUUCUAAACACCAAUUAUAAUUUCAUAUUUUAUUUUGAAUGUACCUAGAUUAGUUUUAAUUGCAUAACUGGCUUGAUUCUGUCUAGUUCUGUAUUUAGGCCACUUGUUACGGUUUCUUCAUGCACUACUUAUGUUACUGUACCUUUUGCAGUUAGCACCUCUACCAUGAACGGAGAGCUGAUGCAACUUAUUCUGCUACUUGAAAGCAUCUUUAAAAGGUUUUUGAUUGAUGAAGAAAGUCUAUAAACAUUUUCCAAAAAUUCAUGCCCCACAAUUAACAAUGAAUAAGAAUUGAUUGCAUUAGUUGGAGCAAGGCAGGUGUUUGCAAGGAAUCUUGGUAUAAUUUAAACAUUUAAAAACUGCCUUUUAAUACAGUUGCAUAUCUGUUUAUUCUGGGGAAUGUUUACCACCACGGCCUGCUGAGUUGCUUUCUCUUGUGGAGAUUUUUUUUGUUUUAAUCUCCUAAAUUGUAUAAAAGUUGUACUGAACUUAGUUUAUUGGAUAAAUUUAAAACACAGUAUUGUAGAAAGCUGAGACGAAGCUGUCUUAUGUGUUCAAAAAGUAUAGAAAAUGGAAAAUAUGCUAGUAAUUUUUGUUGAGCCACUCGUGUAGUCUUUCUGCUAGUUAAAACAGCUUUUUUAAAUAUUAAAACCCCAAGACUUUCUUGUCUUAUCAGUAGUAGCUCACAGAAGGGGAGUAAGCUAGCAGGUUUUUCUCUAUUGGAGUACUGGGUUACAGGAUGGUAAUGUCUGCAACUUCUAUUCAUUAAGCCAAGUGUAAUACUAAAAUGGAUAAGUGCUGAUCUUUCAUUCAAAGGGUAGUUUACUGACUGGAAUCAUGGGGGAAAAAAAGAUGUUUUGUUUAAAGGUACUUUUUGGCUAUAUUAAAUGUGUGAUGCUUUUAUAGUUCAGCUCUACAACAAAUUAGUUUCUAUAGACAUUUACCCCAGUGACUGACUCUUAGAUUAAAUAUGCAGUAUCUGUGAGGACUCUCCUCUUAUUUCAUUAAAUGCCAUUUGGAUACUGCUUCAAAAUCCAUUUUUAUCCUUAACCUAUUUUUCAUUUCCAUAUUUAAAACUGGAACGUGUCAGGUAUUGAUAGAUAACUAGAAGGGAAUUACAUUUUGCUUUGUGGAAAGGUCAGCGACUAACAUAUGUAGCAACAGUCAUACCUACUUCAUGUUUCCCAUGGAAAAAAUCCUUAGGAUUGUUCCAUCUCUCAAAAAUUCCAGUUUUUUCUUCAGCCUUGGAACAGAUUCCCAUUUCUUUGGUUGAGUACCUGAUAAAAACCUUCAAUUCAUAAGAUUACAUCAUACGAAAAAUACCUACCUUUAAACACCAAGUUAACGUGUGAUGUGGCAAGAGGCUAAAACAGAUAUUUAUUUUUGGUAUGAGGUUGUACUGUUCAAUUUGUUCAAGUUUAAAUGCAUGUGUGAUGUAAUUCCUCUAAUAGCUCCAACAGACAGCACUCUGUCCCAGGCACUGUUCUAAGCACAUAAUAUGUAUUAUUUCAACCUCAAUAACCCUAUGAGAUACAGGUACUGUUAUAUUUCAUUUGUGAGAAAACUAGGUACAAAGUUACUAACUUACUUGCCCAAGGUCAGCCAGCUAAGUGACAGAGCUGGGGUCUGAAUCCAGGUGGUCUGGUCUUUUAACCUGUAAAAAUAGCAACGCAGAUGUCCCAUCUCCUCAAACUUUGUGAGGGAGGAGAUCAAGAUCAGCAUCAGCUCAUGGCUGAUUUCCUGUGAGGUGGAGGUCAGGCAUAUGCACUCUGUACUUCUCUGCUGAGUUCAAUUAUUUGUUGCAGUGGCUGCACAGAACUCAUAGAUAAUACAAUUAUGGGGCUUAUUAGGGAAGUAACAGGUUACAUACAGUUCACAAUCAAGAAUGACUCAGGAUGUAGUUCUUUGGUUGGGAUGGAUUGUCAGCCGUGCCGGCAGGCAGGCCUCCCUCUGGCUCUUGGCCUCACUUCUACCCUGCUUGGGCAAGUAUUACAAAGCUCUUUAGGGCUGCCAGUAAGUGCCCAGAGGCACCCUACUCUGUCAGGAAGCCUCCUGCCGGAAGGUGCUCAACCUCUCACUCUGGGUCAGCACACCCACUGUAGCCUCCUAGCUCCAUGAGCCAGAAAGUCCAUGGUCUCAUGCUCGUCUCUUCACUCUGGUGCCGUCAUUUCUCUGCUGACUCUUCUCGCGAUCUCCAGUGUUACAGCUCUUUAGCUCUGCCUUCAGGUUCUAGGAAGUUCUCAGCAUAGGGACCCCGAGUCCAAAGGAUGCAGUCUACUCCUGGCUCUUGGUGAUAGUAAGGUCCCCCCUUUCCACCUCUGGAAUGGCUCGUUUUAAGGCUAGUGGGGUGGCAAAACCGAUCAGUCUCUUCAGUGGGCUUCCAUACACCUUGUUUACAUGGCCCCACCCCCACAAGGGCGCCAUGCACCUUAUUUGCAUUACUAGCAAGCUGUCCAAUCCCCUUGGUGGGCCACAAGCACUUUAUUUGCAUAAUUCCACAUAAUCAUUUGGUAGGUAUUAACAAGAACAUGAUGAAAAAGGCUAUAUACACUAUUUAUCACACCACAUAACCAGUAACUGUACUGUCCUUUAAGAGAUAUUAAAGGAUUGAGUUUAGUUUGGGAAAUGCUACUGAACCUUAAUAAAUAUUCAUCCCAAUUUGUGAAAAUUCUUUAGUUGAUUUAGAGUCACAUACAGACUUGGGUCUAUCCAAUGAAAAGGUUGGAGCACCAUUUUCCACCUCGUUUUAAAAAUGUAAACAAAGUUUGUAUAUAGGAGCCCUUUGGUCUUUGAUAUAUAGGACCGUGACUUAUUUUUUUCCCCUUUUUGCAAAUAUUCUUGAGUAUGUGGAAACCCACCCUCCCAAACUAGCCAAAAAAAAAAAAAUUCCA
This is a messenger RNA of Loxodonta africana (African savanna elephant), 3997 nucleotides long. RefSeq names its product ubiquitin conjugating enzyme E2 B (gene UBE2B). Gene Ontology annotation, biological process: proteasome-mediated ubiquitin-dependent protein catabolic process; DNA repair; protein polyubiquitination. Lineage: Eukaryota; Metazoa; Chordata; Mammalia; Proboscidea; Elephantidae. Bases 94 to 552 code for a protein of 152 amino acids. Gene Ontology annotation, cellular component: HULC complex. The record is from RefSeq and is a predicted model, not a curated record. The transcript is spliced from 6 exons. Gene Ontology annotation, molecular function: ubiquitin conjugating enzyme activity.